Paraglomus brasilianum is the source of this 2010-nucleotide messenger RNA. The record is from the annotation of a GenBank genome assembly. Lineage: Eukaryota; Fungi; Glomeromycota; Glomeromycetes; Paraglomerales; Paraglomeraceae.
AUGCCUUUCGAGCUUGGAUCUACCAUACAUGACUCUUCUCACGAUGUUACUUACAGAUUGAUACAGCCCUUGGGUAAUGGAUCGUAUGCUGUUGUAUACAUGGUCCACAGUAGCAAGGAUAAUAAAUUGUACGCUCUCAAAUGUUUGUCCAAAGCAAAUUUGUCCGAAUACCAUUUGUCAGUGCAGAGAAAUGAGGCAACACUCCAUCAACGACUUACUUCUGGUAGAGUCAAGCACGAGAAUCUUGUCACACUUAACUAUUCGUUCGAAACCAGAGAUUGGCUAUUCCUCGUUCUUGAAUACUGUGAAGGUCAAGACCUAUAUUAUUGGCUUACGCAGAGCAACAGCAACGAUACGAUCGCAAAACUCUACUACUCUUCACGAGCACAUCUCGAAGUUGUGAAACAGAUCUUUGAGCAAAUCCUGGAGGCAGUCGGUCAUUGCCAUGACAACGAUAUUGCACAUCGCGAUUUGAAACCAGAGAAUUUCAUUGUCAUUACGAAGAAUGGCAAAAAUGGCAAAAAUAGUAUUCAUGUGAAACUGACGGACUUUGGCUUGGCUACCGACGAGAUUGAGUCUGUAGAUUUCGAAUGUGGUUCAAAGCCCUACAUGAGCUACGAAUGUCGUAAUCCCGUUCGCAAGACGUACAACCCGCGUCGGGCUGACGUUUGGUCAUUGGGCAUCAUAUUCUUGAAUCUCUUGUACCAUCGUUCACCGUGGACGGACCCUAAUGAGACCGAAUGCAAAUCUUUUGCAGAAUUUCAACUUGAUAAAAUCGCCUUCUUGAGGCAACGGUUUCCGACUAUGCCCGAAAAAGUUGCCCGAUUUUUAGCAGAUCGCGUUUUCUGUUUCGAAGAGUCCCGUGUCAGCAUUAAGGAAUGGAAAAUUUGGUGCAAGUAUUUGGUAGAAAGGAUGCUCUCGGAAGAUGUUGACGAAGAACUUAUCGUAACUGAUGCUAUCGUUACUAAGGAGUGGGCAGCUUCUGACUUUAAUAAGACACCACUUACUGAUAACUAUGAGAAUCACGACCGGAAACAGUCGUGGUCCGAUGCUGUUGAUGAGGAAUUCGAAGAGAUGGAUUUCUCUGCUCCUGUUAUUUUCAACGACGAUGAGGACUUGCUUCGACUUGAAAAAGAGAAAGAAAACAUCAAACAGAAAGAUUCAAGAAAAGUUUCUUUUGAAGAUCUCGAACAUCCCACCAAGGAUGAAGACGGUCUUUCGAAUAGUAGCGAUACAGACUCUGGUUUCGGUUCUGACGACGGUUCCACCAAGCGACGACCUCGUGAUUAUAGUUCGGGGUCUAUGCGCAUCCGAGACAGGAAUACUAACAAGGAGUCUUCUACAGUUUCUCAGGCAAAAGUCAUUUACUGCAAACCUCGACCUUGGGGUGAGCAACGGGCUCGCGGACAUCAGCGUGAAGCAGCUAAUGACUACUCUACCAGUCCUAAUAGCCAUUGGUCAUCCUACCAUCAACGACGAGAACGUCUGGAACAAAGACGCAAAGAAAAGGAAGAACAAGGACAACACGAGAAGCAUCAGGAAAAACAUCGUGAUUGGUGGGGUCAAGAGCGUCUACCUGGGUCUGGAUUCACUAACUUUAAGCAAUCUGGUCAUGUCGAUAAUCAACCCUCCUGGCCAGUUAACCAUUCAUUCCCUCGCCGCACUCGUGCUAAGAGCAUUUCUCGUUCUCCAAAUGAGAAAUCAUUUGUCAAUACUGAUGGCGCAACAGACCAUGUUCGUCGGAGGGAAUUACCUUUGGCCGCUCCGCUGAGAUCCAGGGUCCCCCCCCAUAACCAUGAACCAUAUGCUGAUCCUUCUUCGCCAUCAAGAUUUCCUCACAGGAGAAGUUCUGAUAAGAGUCACCCGAACGCUCAGUCUGCGAAUUAUGUAGUUGAGGGUCCAAAGAAAGUCACCAAGACCACAAAACAUUCGUUGGGUCGCAUGUUAGAGAAGAUGGUAAUGUUUAAUCGAAAUGUCAAAGUUGGUGGACAAGCCAUUGAUGUUCAGUAG